GCGCGGCGGCGACGGGCGGAGCGGGAACGGGCGGAGCGGGAACGGCAGGAGCGGGAACGGCAGGAGCGGGAAUGCCGGGAACAGGCGGAGCGGGAACGCCGGGAACGGCAGGAACAGGCGGAGCGGGAACGCCGGGAACGGGCGGAACAGGAACGCCGGGAACGGCAGGAACGGGGGGAACGGGCGGAGCGGGAACGGGCGGAGCGGGAACGGCAGGAGCGGGAACAGGCGGAGCGGGAACGGGCGGAACAGGAACGGGCGGAGCGGGAACAGGCGGAGCGGGAACGCCGGGAACGGCAGGAACGGGCGGAGCGGGAACGGGCGGAGCGGGAACGCCGGGAACGGCAGAAACGGGCGGAACGGGAACGCCGGGAACAGGUGGAGCGGGAACAGGCGGAGCGGGAACGGGCGGAGCGGGAAUGCCGGGAACAGGUGGAGCGGGAAUGCUGGGAACAGCAGCAACAGGCGGAACAGGAAUGCUGGGAACGGCAGGAACAGGCGGAGCGGGAACGCCAGGAACGGCAGGAACGGGCGGAGUGGGAACGCCGGGAACAGGUGGAGCGGGAACGGGCGGAGCGGGAACAGGCGGAGCGGGAAUGCUGGGAACAGCAGGAACGGGCGGAGCGGGAAUGCUGGGAACAGGUGGAGCGGGAAUGCCGGGAACAGCAGCAACAGGCGGAACGGGAACGUUGCGAACAGGCGGAACGGGAAUGCCGGGAAUGCCAGGAACAGGCGGAGUGGGAAUGCCGUGAACAGGUGGAGCGGGAAUGCCGGGAACGGCAGCAACAGGCGGAGCAGGAAUGGCAGCAACAGGCGGAGCGGGAACGCCGGAAAAGCCGCAAGCAGGCGGAGCGGGAACGCCGGGAACGGCAGCAACGGGCGGAGCGGGAACGCCGGGAAUGCCAGGAACAGGUGAAGGGGAAACGGGCAGAGCAGGGAGGCCGGGAAUGCCGGGAACAGGCGGAGCGGGAACGGCGGGAACAGGCAGAGCGGGAAUGCCGGGAGCAGCAGAAACGCCGGGAACAGGUGGAGCGGGAACGCCGGGAACAGGCGGAGCGGGAACGGCGGGAACAGGCGGAGCGGGAACGGCGGGAACGUCGGGAACAGCCCCCCCCGGCCGAGGAGCAGCAACAGCCGCCACUG
Nothoprocta perdicaria is the source of this 1143-nucleotide messenger RNA. RefSeq names its product apical junction molecule-like. Lineage: Eukaryota; Metazoa; Chordata; Aves; Tinamiformes; Tinamidae. The annotation marks the transcript as partial. The record is from RefSeq and is a predicted model, not a curated record. The transcript has a single exon.